AUGUCACAAGCUCCCCAACUUCCUCAAAAUCCAAUUAUUAUCGUUGGUGGAGGUCUUGCUGGUUUAUCAGCUGCUCAUCAAGUGUAUCUUAGAGGUGGUAAUGUUGUACUUCUUGAUAAACAAGGAUUUUUAAGUGGAAACAGUGGUAAGGCUACUUCUGGUAUUAAUGGAGCUUUGAGUCGUACUCAAAUUGAUCUUGGAAUUAAAGAUAGCGUUCAACAAUUUUAUGAUGAUACUUUAGCUGCUGCUAAGGAUCGUGCUAAUCCUGAUUUGAUUAAGGUAUUAACUUAUCAUUCAGCUGAUGCGAUUCAUUGGUUGCAAGAAGUGUUUGAUCUUGAUCUUACUAUUGUUUCAAGAUUAGGUGGUCAUUCACAACCAAGAACUCAUAGAGGAAGAGAUUCAAAAUUUCCAGGUAUGGCAAUUACUUAUCGAUUAUUAGAAACAUUUGAAGCAUUAACUGAAACUGAACCAAGUCGAGUUGCUGUCUUGAAAAAUUGUCAAGUUAUUGAUCUUUUAAAACAAGAUGGUGAUGAUUAUAAAAUUAAAGGUGUUAAAUAUAAAAAUUUAAAAGAUAAAUCAAAACAUGAAAUCAUUGGACCCGUCAUAAUGGCCACUGGUGGUUAUGCUGCUGAUUUUACUAAGAACUCUUUAUUAAGAAAAUAUAGGCCUGAUAUUGUUGAUUUACCUUCUACCAAUGGUAAUCAUGCAACUGGUGAUGGUCAAAAGAUUAUUAUGAAAAACAAAGGUGUGGGAAUUGAUUUAGAAAAAGUACAAGUUCACCCUACUGGAUUAAUUGAUCUCAAUGAUAAAGAUGUUAUUUCUGGUAAGACUCAACCAAGAUUCUUAUUCUUAGGAGCAGAAGCAUUGAGAGGUGAAGGUGGAUUAAUGUUUAAUGCUAAAGGUGAAAGAUUUGUUGAUGAAUUAGGAACUAGAGACUAUGUUAGUGGAGAAAUGGAGAAGCAAUUGAAAUUGGGUAAUGGACCGAUUAGAUUAGUGUUAUCUGAGGAAGCUGAAUCAAAAUUGGAAUUCCAUGUUAAGCAUUAUAAGUCAAGAAAUUUGAUGAAAACAAUUUCAGGUAAAGAAUUAUUAAAGGAAUUUAACUUAGAAUCGAACCCAAAUAAGUUAAUUAGUCAAUUAGACACCUACAAUAAAGCUGCUACUGGUAAAGUAAAGGAACCAUUUGGUAAGAAAUACUUCCCAGCUACUCCAUUUAAAUUUGAUAACAAUGCUAAAUAUCAUGUAUCAUUUAUUACUCGAGUCUUACAUUUCACCAUGGGAGGAGUUAAAAUCAAUGAUAAGUCUCAAGUUUUGCAUCAUGUUGGUGAAGAAGAAUAUGUUCCAUUUGAAGGAUUAUAUGCAGCUGGUGAAUUAGCUGGUGGUGUUCAUGGGCAUAAUAGAUUAGGUGGUUCUUCUUUAUUGGCUUGUGUUGUUUAUGGUAGAUUGGCUGCAGAUCAAGCUAGUAGUUAUUUCAUGCAUAAGUUAAGUACUAGCACUGGUUCUGUGGGUGCUACCGGUAGAUUGCAAAUGAUCAACUUACAUAUUGAUCCACUGAACCCUCAAAGAGUUACUAUCGAUUGGAGUGAUAAAGGGGAAUCGUCUGGUUCUGUACCAGUUACUGCAGCACCAGUGCCUACUUCUACUGCUGCAGCUGCAGCUGCACCAGCUCAAGCUCCAUCUCCUACCAAAUUUAAACAAUUUGAAAUCCCAAGUAAAGAAUUCACUGAAGAAGAAGUUGCAAAACAUAAUAAGCCUAAUGAUUGUUGGGUUAUUAUUAAGAAUGUAGUAUUAGAUUUAACCCCAUUUUUAAAGGAUCAUCCAGGUGGUGAACAAUCAAUUAAGAACUUCGGAGGUAAAGAUGCUACAGAAAGUUUUGAAAUGUUACAUGAAGAUAAUUUUAUUGAAAAGUAUACUAAAGAAUGUGUGUUAGGUAGAAUUAAAGGUAAGACUCCAGCUUUGGAAUUUUAA
Scheffersomyces coipomensis is the source of this 1965-nucleotide messenger RNA. RefSeq names its product fumarate reductase (gene OSM2). The transcript has a single exon. NCBI's taxonomy places the organism in Eukaryota, Fungi, Ascomycota, Pichiomycetes, Serinales, Debaryomycetaceae. The coding region runs from base 1 to 1965 and encodes 654 amino acids. Gene Ontology annotation, molecular function: heme binding; FMN binding; oxidoreductase activity. The record is from RefSeq and is a predicted model, not a curated record.